AAAUCCGUAUCGCAAAUGGGCAUGGCAUGAGCUAAUCAUAUGAUUAUCCUUCUAGAAGACGCCCACAACAAUCUUGAGGCGUAUCUCCUCCUUUUAACAACGGAAAGUCUCGUUUCGACACAGCUUCGUCUCUUUCGCUAAAAGCGUCCCCUUACGAUGCACUUUAUGUGCAUACAAAAUCUGCAGAACUCUGCAUAAUCGUUCUCGUUCCCUUUCACUUCUAAGUCUUGUGCAAGAUGGGCAUGAACGGCACGGUAGAUGUAUCUUGUUACCUGUGUUUUGAAGCCACAGGGGAUUCUGAAGCCCCCAGUGACCCCAUCAAGGAUCCUAAUAUUGCUUGUCGAAUUCCCAUAUGUGAUGAUGAUUAUGAUGACGAUGAUGAUGCUCAGUCUUGCUGCUACGAUGCAUCUGAGAGUCUCAGUUCUGACGAACUCUUCAAUGAUGAAGUGAAGAAAGAAGAUGAACAUGAAGAUGAGUUGGAGGUUUGUGUUCAUGAAGCAACACGUGAAGAAGAAGAUGAUGAUGAAGAUAGUGAGAUGCAAGAACAGAAAAAGGUAAGCGUGCGUGUGGAUUCAGGUGCAGAGAAGGUGGAUGAGAUGGAAAAGAACAGACUCUUCUGGGAAGCUUGCUUGGCAUCUUAAACUCCACCCGAUCAUCUGACACGUGUUUGUGGCUUGUAUUGUAUAAUUGGUUCAUGGGCUCUUUCAAGAAGGCGUUUGGUGGAUUGAAUCUGUGGGAGUAAUCGUUCGUCCUUGUUCUGCAAGAUUCGUCGCUUGCCUUCACUUUCAUCACCUUCGCCUCUGUUGCUUGCAAGGUUCAUCACGCACCGUUCAUCUUCCUCUCAUUUGAGGUUCGUGACUCCACCUUCAAUAAUGAGCGAACAAUGUGCGAUGGCAAGGGCAGAGUAAUAACGGGAGAGGGAGAGAUUGAGUUUUUUCCUGAAACAAUUUGAUUAUUUUAACAAGGGUAAUGUUGUCUUUCAAUUGUAAUUAUGAAUUACACUUAAGUCCCAAAAAA
Messenger RNA from Prosopis cineraria, 1017 nucleotides. RefSeq names its product protein BFR2-like. The record is from RefSeq and is a predicted model, not a curated record. The transcript has 2 exons. The coding region runs from base 237 to 641 and encodes 134 amino acids. Lineage: Eukaryota; Viridiplantae; Streptophyta; Magnoliopsida; Fabales; Fabaceae.